Molecule: messenger RNA, 942 nt
Organism: Caenorhabditis remanei
Lineage: Eukaryota; Metazoa; Nematoda; Chromadorea; Rhabditida; Rhabditidae
Exons: 7
Coding region: 1-942 (313 amino acids)
Source: RefSeq, a predicted model, not a curated record
AUGUCCCUCACUCCAUGUCCGACAACAAUACCUAAAUAUUAUACUGUGACUUUACACCUGAUUGCUGCAUUAUCUGUUCCAGUCAACAUGGUUGGCUUCUAUCUAGUAUGGUGUCAGUCUCCAAAAAUGAAAGGUUACAAAUAUUGUCUCUGUUACUUACAGCUCGUAAGCUUUAUCUCAGAACUCCACAUGUCUCUAAUCUCUCCUGGAUAUUAUUUCUUUCCAAUGAUUGGAGGAUACAAUACGGGCGCAGAAUUGAUGAGUUCUCACUUGAGUAUGACUAUUUGGGUGUUUAUUCUGGCAUUUGAGCUUCCAUCUGCACUAUUAUGCUUCGUUUUCAGACACAAUGCAGCUGAAGAAAUCAGUCGGACGGUUCCCAGCAAAAUGUAUAUGGAGAAAUUUUGUUUGCUUUUAUGUCAUUUAUUUCCAUUUGCAACUGCUUUUUCAAUGUGGAAAUCUAGAUUAACUUAUCAACAGAAAUAUGACUUCAUGAGUGAGAAUUGGCCACAAUGUAUGUAUUGGAUGCGCUUUGAAGCAUUUGAAGUUUACGAUUAUAAAUUGAAUCCGUGGUUAGCAGUUGUUGGAAUUGGAGCUCUUUCUUUUGUUUUAUUAGUUUACACAUACGGUCUAACUCUUGGUUUCCACACUAUCUUGAUAUUACAAAAACACCAAAAAUCGAUGUCUCGUCAGACAUAUCAAAUGCACAAAAUGUUUCUUUUCAGUCUAUUAAUGCAACUAUUGAUUCCCGGAAUUCUAAUUGUUGUUCCAUUCGGAAUCUUCAUGAUUUUGAGUAAUCCAAGAUAUCGACGAGUUCUGAAAGAAAAAUUAAUCAAAAUAUUGAGAUUAAAACAAGCAAGUGAUCCAAGAAAUGGAAAUUCAGUGCGUCCAAGUCAACGUUCCAUCAGUUUUGUCGUCAUCCAAAGUACUACUACAGCAUCUUGA